GAGAGAGAGAGAGGGAGAGCGUUAUAGCGAAACCCGGAGAAGCAAGGAUUAUCCAGCCAAUCAGAAAUCCCCUCAGGCGUUUAAAGGGAUGGUGGGCAGUCUCUCGGGCUUUAUGAGCGACUUAUUUUGCAAUCUCCACACAUUCUCACGUCUUGACCACCCACAGACACUCCAACAGAGCCGAGGGUUUGGAUGAGUAAAAUCCUGGUUCGCCUGAGUCGGCAUGGAUCUUUCCUGAGUGGCGUUUUUCUCCUUUUUCCUCCAUAUGUGCUGCUCCUGGAUGCUACUCGCCUCCCCGCCGCACUUGUUGCGCAGAGACUGGAUGCGCCGCUGAGUCCUUGGAGAGAAGAGGCAGGGACGGACUGCAACAGGUGCACACACAGAAUCUUCUCCAAGACGGCUGCACCGGAGAUACAGCAAAACUUUAAAUGCCGAUUUGAAGAUCUUUUGGUCGCCUUCAGCCCUCACCGCGCGCACAAAGCCAGGAUGCCGGUUCUGACGAGCCCCGACAUUGCCAACAAGUUUAAGGAGAAAUGGCUUGCGGUUUACCCGGAGGAUCAGGUCACCGGGUCCGACUCUGCCCCCCUGGACGACAGCCUCACCAGCCUACACUGGCUCCAGAAUUUCUCCAUCCUCAGCGCGGAGCCGGAGCGACCCAACGGAGCUGGACCGGGCUGUCCGUCUUCCCAGCAGCACCUCUAUUUCAAGCGGCUCGGCUUCCCCAGAGGUGGCACCGACUCUCCGUCCAGCCCGCCGGCCGGGGACACCGCCGCCACCGGGAUGCCUCCGUACCUCGGGAGCCCCGUUACCUCCGGCAGCGACUCCACCGCGGCACCGCGGUUCGCCAAUUGCGCACAUCCAGGGAACGGCUACCCACAGAUCCCCAUCCAGGCCAGCCCGCCUUUGGAGGUCGACUACAAAACCAACCCUAAAGUCAAACCGCCCUAUUCCUACGCUUCUCUCAUCUGCAUGGCCAUGCAGGCCAGCAAACAGCCCAAAGUGACUCUGUCCACCAUCUAUAACUGGAUAACUGCAAAUUUCUGCUACUACAGACAUGCGGAGCCCAGCUGGCAGAACUCGAUUCGUCACAACCUGUCCCUCAACAAGUGUUUCAAGAAGGUCCCCAGACAGAAAGACGAGCCAGGAAAGGGAGGCUUCUGGCAGAUUGAUCCACAGUAUGCUGACAUGUUUGUCAAUGGCAUCUUCAAACGCAGGAGGAUGUCUGCUAACCACUACAACAGCAGCAGCAGCAGCAGCAGUGGCACCCACAGACACAGCAAACUGGUUCAGAGUUAUCACAGCACCCAAGAUGGCUGCCCUUACCAAGGGGUAGGCGGCAAACGGAAGCACCUGCCGUCUAAAAACAACAGCAAGGCCACGAGGGCGACUGAGUCUCCUCUUUUGGCGACAGAGGCCCACAAAGCAGACAUCCUGAGGGGGGACUUUGACCUGGCGUCCGUGUUCGAUGACGUUCUCAGCGGGAACUGUAGCACCUUCGAGGAUUUGGACAUCAACACGGCGCUGAGCUCCCUGGGCUGCGAGAUGGAGGUUUCCAUGCACGGGAGGCAGCACUCGGCAGGGCUGGGGAGGUGGUGCGGAGGUGGGGACGUCAUGGGUCAGAGCCAGCACCUGAGCCACCAUCAGUCCUACGGUUACAUGGAGCUGAGCACCGCUUCCAUGGAUUGCACGGUCAAUAUGGGAGAGCUCCACAUGCUACAGCAGCACCCGCAGCAGCUGGACACGGACCAGCUGCUCCAAAGCCACCACCACCUGCAGCAGUUCGACGAACCCUCUGCGCUGUUCCCAGAGCAGCCUGAGGAGGUGGUGCUGCAGCCCUGGGAGGAGAUCAAAGAAGAGGUGCAGGCGAUUCCUCUGACUCUGGAUCAGGGCUUCGGCCUGUGCGAGGGAUUCUUCACAGAGAUGCAGCCAUGGGAACGAGUGGAGGCCUAUCUGUGACCUUUGACCCCAAACAUCAUUGACUCCUGAUUAUUUUCACCCAAUGACCUGAACAUCUCUACCGUUCCAACACUAUAUUAUCCCCAAAAGGAAAGUGGUGUCAGUUAGAACUACAGCCCUGCCACUUUUGCAUUCCCUCCAAUAAUUCUGCAAUACACUGCAUUUGUAAUUUAAUUUUGUCCUGUUGUUAAAAUACAAACAUGAUAAUAUCAAACCUAUCUGGAACUGUGUGAACACAGCUAAGAUUGAUCUGAAUAUAAAGUUUGUUGGGCAACAUGAUUAUUGCAUUGUUUCCUGGCAUAGACUCCCAUUUCUUCCUUAAGGGUGUCAGGUGAUUGACAGGAAAUAGUGCGUAACAUGGCACAACACUGAUAUAUCAGGCACAAUGAAAUGACGAUACAACAGAGAAACUUUUAUAAACCAAAUUAAAGUUUCAUGUGGAUUGCGAAGGAUUCUCCCACUCUAUAGAAUAAAUGGUUUCUUCAGAAAGAAGCAAAAUGAAGAAAAGCUGACUGUAUGCAGAAAACAACACACAUUCUUAUCCUUUAAGUUUGAUUUUCUGGAACUACAACAGCUCAAAUGUCAGGCAGCUGUUAAUAAGAGAAUGUGUUCAAGUGAGUGCUGAACUGGACUGAAAUGCAGCUAUUUGUCGCUCUGGGGUUUUUGAUGAAAUGAUGACAAUGACAAAGAAAACCUGACCCCCCCCCCCCUCCUUCAAAGCACUCUCCACAAACAAGCACUCUCACUAUGGGACUGAGAAAAUAUACGGGAGUCUAUUUUGCUACAUUAGCAUUAAACAUUUUUUUACUAACAUGCAGUGAAAUCAUUCAUCUCAACUGUCUAUGUUGUGUGAUGAUGAAGAAAGAUGAAGUUAUCAGAGCAGGAUGGAGACGAGAAAACUUUAAAUUCAUAGUCUGAGAUAAACAAAUCAGUCAUUUAUGACUUUGUUAUAUAGUCAAUUUAAUAUAUAUUCACUAAAGUAUAUAGCAUGAAGCUAGGCAGGAACAUUUGCCAUUUGUCAGUUAUGUAUUGCAAAGCAAAAAGAGGAGCAGACCUGAAAUAAAUCGCCUUCUUGUCAGUCUUGUCGAACAUUAUGCACUUUGAUAGGCAGCAGUUUUAGGAAAAGCAAGACAGCUUUUCCUCCCAGGAUGUUUAGUUUUAUUUUGUAUCAUAUUAAAAAGAUGUUUUCUAAAGUUUACUGACCAUAAUGAAAGUGAUGCAUAUGCUGUAAUUGUCCAUAUCAGUUGAUUCUUGAACAAUGAACUCAACUCUGCAAUAAGUCAACUGUUUCUUGCAUAAAUGUACAGUUUUUCUUUCCAAAUACAUAUAAAAUUGGGCAUUUGUUGGUUAUAUUUCGCCAAAUUUGUUGAUAAGGAAUAUGCAGUUUAUUGGUGUUUCUGUGUUUAUUAAUAAGAAAAAAAGAGUUAUGUUUUCUGUUAAUGGGUGAUGGAUUUCCCUUUGUCCUUAUUGAUUACUUUGGUGUAUGUCUUUUUUUAUUUGUAUGGUUUGUUUUCACCAGUCUGAACUUCAAAAUUAGUUUGAGAACAUCAUAACUCUGUUGGUCUGAGGGGACAAAUGAUGAGCAGGUACAUGCAUUCAACUCUGUAAUGCCAGAUUUUCUUAUUGUAUCAUAUUGAUCAAGUUUGAUACAAACUCCUUAAUCUUACCAUGUUAUUUUCAUUUGUACUUUUUUAAGCUGUUUAAAAAUGCAAUCAUGCCUUGAUGCAAUAAAUGGUGUCAAUUAAAGAAA
Messenger RNA from Siniperca chuatsi (mandarin fish), 3706 nucleotides. It is a transcript of the gene foxj1b, whose product is annotated as forkhead box J1b. Lineage: Eukaryota; Metazoa; Chordata; Actinopteri; Centrarchiformes; Sinipercidae. Bases 193 to 1956 code for a protein of 587 amino acids. The transcript has 3 exons. Gene Ontology annotation, molecular function: sequence-specific DNA binding; DNA-binding transcription factor activity. The record is from RefSeq and is a predicted model, not a curated record. Gene Ontology annotation, biological process: regulation of DNA-templated transcription.